GUUAAUCAUGUCUCUACCAAGAAUUAGAUGCCACUUGUUCAGUGCGCGGUACGUCAGGGAUUAAGCGUAAUAGGCUUCUCUCGUCUGACGCACUCGACAUGUCUUGAGCACGAAUGUAGCCCUCAAUUUUAGGAAUUUUCGCGGACUAUGGACAUAAUUUGUUACCUGCUAGUUAUAGUUUUGCUCAACAUCCAGGCGUAUGAAACGUAUUCUCAAUGUUUAAGCGGGUGCAGCUGUGUAGAAGACCGUCAUGGAAGGUCGCUCAUAUGUAUGGAGGAGAACGCGUUCGGGGCCAUACCAGACAACCUUCCAGAUGAUAUGACCAAAAUACGAAUAGAAAAAUCUCACUUCACUGAAAUAUCCAGAGGGGCAUUCUCAAACACGCCCGCCUUGGAGAACUUGUGGUUGAACUUUAAUGAUAUCACAGUGAUAAACUCAAAGGCUCUGGAGGGUUUGGGUAACUUAACCGAGCUCCGUCUGCAAGGUAACAAGCUCCGUUCAGUACCAUGGACAGCGUUCGAGGACGCGCCGGCCCUCAAGAUCCUGGACCUGAAGCACAACCAGCUGGACGUCCUGCCGGAGCAUGCGUUAAAAUUUUUGCCAGGUCUGACUUACUUAGAUUUAUCCUUCAAUCGGCUUACGGUCAUAUCGAAGGAAGUCUUCAUAAACUGGCCUCUCUACCAAAAACUACAGAGCACGGAGGAGCGAGACGCGACCGCUUUCGGGCCGAACGUCGUCCUGGCGCUGCACGACAACGCGUGGCUCUGCGACUGCCGCCUGAAGGGCUUCGUGGAAUUCAUCAGGUCCCUGCGCCCCCCGAUUAUACUGAUGAACUCCUACUUGACCUGCUCAGGGCCGGACUUUAAAGCGGGCAAGUUCUUCCAUGAGGUAGAGCUGCAGGCGUGCGUAAAGCCCAUCGUCACCACCCCUUUCUCCAACCUCAGUCUGCCUCAGGGCGCAAACAUCACCCUGCGCUGCCUCGCCAAGGCCAGGCCAGACCCCGCGGUGUGGUGGACAUAUGGCCUGAAGAUAAUCAGAGGAUUUCAUGAGUCUCAGGAAAGAGUGGGCGAAGACACCAUCAGAUCGCUCCUGGUGAUCCCCUUCCUUCACGCAGCUGACCGUGGUAUCUACACCUGUACUGCCGUCAACUUCAUUGGAAACUACUCUGUCAGCAUCCUCCUGGACGUCCAAUCUCCUGAAGGCUCCCAGUCAUCACUCCUCCCUGGCAACCCAGCUCCACCACCUGCUGCCAGUAGUGAAAAUGUCUACAUUGACAUCCGCAUCGCCAAACAGACAGUACGUGGUAUCAUCAUUGAGUGGUACGCUGCCUUGGACCGCCCAGCUGAAACAUGGUUCACAAUCCACUUUGGCGACGUAGGUACUGAUAAGAAAGAAAUGGUCUACAUCGGCCCUGGGAUUCACUCUUACUCCGUCUCUGAUCUGAUGCCUGCUACCAAAUAUGAAAUCUGUGUAACCCUUAAGAACCAGAUACCGCGUCCAGGCCAGUGCAUUGUGUUUGUAACAGGAAGUGACAUUACUGAGAUGGAACAGAGGGAGAAGCUGAUUCAUAUAGUGGUGAUAGUUUUAGCCAUGGUGCUUGCUGUGCCUAUAGGUAUGUUUGCCUGCACCACUGACACUAAGUUUGCCUGCCUGGAGGGUAUCAUGGAGUCCUGGAAGAACCGGCAGAGGGAAAGAAGCUCCCCCCGGGUGGAGCGGGAGAGGCAGGGCACCUUCGACAGCCUGCAGGCCACCAGCGACGAGGGCCUAGUUAAUAAAGAUUCCAGUGAAGACAGGAAGGUGAGGAGGAGGUCAGAGGACAGACAACAUAAAGGCAAAGCCGACCACAGUAAACAAACAGCUGAACUAUAUUAAAUUAUUUGUGAAACCAACAAGGGAAAACAUGAAACUGACCUUAUAAUAGACCAGUGUUUCAUCUUUUAUUAGUUCUUUUUGUAAAAUAUAAUAGAAAACUUUAGUACUCAUAUGAGUACAAUAUUCAGAAGAAUGACCAUGUUGUCUGCCUUGGUUUUAAUCUCAUCUCUUCCUCUGUUCUAGGCCAGGGAGUUUGAUGCAAAGAUGUGAAUGAUGACCAUUAUGUCAAGAGUGUAAUUCAAGGAUUUGCACCACUGUUUGCAGUUUAUUUUCCUGUCUGAAAUAUGACAUGUUUGUCUUGUUAUCAUGAUAUGUUUAAAUGUCAAUUAUCACUCAUUCUAAACUGCUGCUUUAUAUGAAGCCUUUGUGAUUGAUUUAAAUGUAGGAGCAAUUGUGAGCAACAAUUGCUUCUGAUGAGUAUAUUUUUUACCAAGUCUUUCAGUAGUAAGUGCAUAAUUUAUCUUUAUGUAAUUCUUUGUUAGCAAUUUAAUGUUGUUUUAUGUUUUUAUCUAUUUAUCAGACUAAUUUCUUUUUGGCUCAACAUUGUCAAUUCAGUUGACAUAUUUGUACUGUAACAUAAUACUGGAUCUGGAACAACAAGAAAAUAUCUUAAACCAGAUGGUGAUUAUGU
Sander lucioperca (pikeperch) is the source of this 2503-nucleotide messenger RNA. It is a transcript of the gene lrit2, whose product is annotated as leucine-rich repeat, immunoglobulin-like and transmembrane domains 2. The coding region runs from base 148 to 1872 and encodes 574 amino acids. The transcript is spliced from 3 exons. Gene Ontology annotation, molecular function: protein binding. NCBI's taxonomy places the organism in Eukaryota, Metazoa, Chordata, Actinopteri, Perciformes, Percidae. The record is from RefSeq and is a predicted model, not a curated record.